Molecule: messenger RNA, 3342 nt
Organism: Choloepus didactylus (southern two-toed sloth)
Lineage: Eukaryota; Metazoa; Chordata; Mammalia; Pilosa; Megalonychidae
Product: nuclear body protein SP140-like protein
Exons: 31
Coding region: 157-3147 (996 amino acids)
Biological process (GO): regulation of transcription by RNA polymerase II
Cellular component (GO): nucleus
Molecular function (GO): DNA-binding transcription factor activity, RNA polymerase II-specific; protein binding; DNA binding
Source: RefSeq, a predicted model, not a curated record
CUUUCACUUUUCUUUCCCAUUGGGGUGGAGCUUUCUCAGGGUGAGUCGAACCACAGACUUCCUGCUAGGCCCCGACAGUCAUACUGGACACAGGCCCAGGGGAAAGGCAAGAUCCCAAGUGGAGCUCUGGGCCCAGGCAGGGCCAGUGACAGGGAGAUGGCAAGCGGGGGUGAUGAUCCCAAGGCCAGGAUGUCUGUAGAAGACCAGAACAAAGAAGAGAGGUGUCUCUGUCAGUUUAUAUUCCGUCACUUCCAAAAGUAUAAGGUGGAGAUUUCACAUGCAAUAAAAAAAACAUUUCCUUUCCUUGAGGGCCUCCGAGACCGUGGCUUUAUCACCCAAAAAAUGUUUGAAGACUCUGAAGAAUCUUGUAGAAACCUGGUCCCUGUGGAAAAAGUGGUGUACAAUAUCCUCAAAGAACUGGAGAAGACAUUUGACCUGACACUUUUGGAGGCGCUGUUCAGCGAGGUUAACAUGAAGGAGUACCCCGGCUUAACGCGUGUGUAUAAAAGCUUUGAAAAGGCAGUUCAGUGCAAUUUUUUUCUCCGUCAAAGUGAUGAACAAAGUGACAAGGAGGAAUGCCCCAGCAUCCAGCCACGCCUGGAACAAGAGUCCUGUCUGCAAGCAGCUCUCCGAGAGAAUAAUGGAGAUGCAAGAGAAGAGAUGCCCGGCCCAUCACCCUGUGGUGAAAAAAAGGCACAGCUAUCCAGACAUGAAAUCCAGAUGACUUCCUGUACUGUGCAUCCAGUGGAUAUAAAGAAAGAAAAACCAGAUGGAGUUGAGUGGGGAGCCCAAGCAAGGACUAAUCGUAAGCAGACCUCUGACAUAAUAGUGAUCAGCAGUGAGGACUCGGUAGAAUCCGAUGUUGAAGAUGAGCCUUCAGAACCCUCCACCUCAGCACUGAUAUGUGAGCCAGCACCCAAGGAUUUCAGGAGAACACCUACAUUCAGAAAAAACAUUAGGAAAAGAGGAUUUUCUUCUGCAUUGGUUCCUCUGUCGUACACUGAGGACUCCAAGGGACAUUUGCUCCUUUCUGCAGUGAUGGAACAUGACGACUCUGCAGAAUCCAGCAAGGAGGAGGAAGAGGAGAAGGAGGAGGGUCCCUGGAAAGCCUGGAGCUCUGCACCGAGUCAGGGACCUGCUAAGGAGGAUCCUGUGGAUACUGGAAAGAAACCCAUUCGGGGGAAAUGCAAUAAAAAACGAUUCCAAUGCAGUCUGUUUUGCCAUGAAAGUGAUGAACAAAGUGACAAGGAGGAAUGCCCUAGCAUCCAGCCACGCCUGAAACAGGAGUCCUCUUUGCAAGCAUCUCUCCAAGAGAAUAAUGGAGAUGCAAGAGGAAAGACGCCCAGCCCAUCACCCUCUGAUGAAAAAAAGGCACAGCUAUCCAGAUAUGAAAUCCAGAUGACGCCCUGUACUGUGCAUCUGGUGGAUAUAAAGAAAGAAAAGCCAGAUGAAGCUGAGUGGGGAGCCCAAGCAAGGACUAACUGUCGCCUGGCCUCUGACGUAAUAGUGAUCAGCAGUGACGGCUCAGUAGAAUCCAGUGAUGAAGAUGAGCCCCCAGAAACCCCCACCUCAGUGCUGACAAGUGAGCUAGCAACCGAGGAUUUCAGGAAAACACCUACAUUCAGAAAAAACAUUAGGAAAAGAGGAUUUUCUUCUGCAUUGGUUCCUCUGUCGUACACUGAGGACUCCAAGGGACAUUUGCUCCUUUCUGCAGUGAUGGAACAUGACGACUCUGCAGAAUCCAGCAAGGAGCAGGAGGAGGAGGAGGUGGAGGAGGAGGGUUCCUGGGAAGGCUGGAGCUCUGGACCGAGUCCUGGGCCUGCUGAGGAAGAUCCUGUGAAUACUGGAAACAGACCUAUUUGGGAGAAAUGCAAUAGGGAAAAAUGGAUCAUUCCUGAUGAUGUUUCAGAAUUGAGUGAUGGAGAAGGGCCCCAGGACACCUUUAGCUCAUCACCAAGUGGGUCAGGAACAGAGCUACUGGGAACUGAAAUUGAGAAGUGCUUCUGUGUGAUGUGUUCCUCAAAAGGUGUGUCAGAAGCCCAGGAAGCAAGAGUUGGAAGCAGCCAAGAGCCUGACAUGAAAGAUACCACAGAUACUGGAAAUAAUCCUACUUCGAGAAAACGUAGUAGGAAAAGAAGGAGAAAGGGAGGCAGGCCUAGAAUCCCCGUACUUCAGAGACUCAGAGUUCCAUGGAAGAGUGUCCAUUCAAGAGGGAGAAAAAGAGCCAACACUGCUCCUUUGAGAAAAAGCAAAACAAGAGGUCAAAGAAUUCCCAGAGAUAAAAAUAUGAAUUUUCAUUCUCCUGAACUUCCUGUGACCUGUGGUGAAGUGAAGGGGAUAUUAUAUAAGGAGAUAUUUAAACAAGGAGUCUCGGAGAAGAGUAUACAAAGUGAGGAUGGAGAGUGGUACACUCCCAGGGAAUUUGAAAUCAAAGGAGGCCAUGAAAGAUCAAAGAACUGGAAGCUGAGUUUGCACUGUCGUGGAUGGCCCCUGAGGGUCCUGAUAGAGGAAGGAUAUCUACCAUACCUACCAGGACCAACGAAAAAGAGAAAACUGAACUCUCUCAACAAUGACUUUAUUGAUCCAUAUCCCGAAAACUCAAAUGAAUGUGAGGUGUGCAGGAAUAGAGGCCGGCUGUUCUGCUGUGAUACCUGUUCAAGAUCCUUUCAUGAGGAUUGUCACAUCCCGCCCGUGGAAACAGAGAGGGACCCGUGGAGCUGCAUUUUUUGCAGAAUAAAGGAUACUCAGGAGAGGUGCCCAGAAAUCCAGCUGUGUCAUCAGGAGUCUGAGGUCCUGAAGAGGCAGAUGCUGCCUGCAGAACAGGUGAAAUGCGAGUUUCUCCUCUUGAAGAUUUAUUGCUGUCCAAAAAAUUCCUUUUUUGCCAACAAAACACUUACAUGUGGCCCAGAGAAACCUAUGUGGUUAAAUUUAAUCAAGGAAAAGCUGAGGGAGAAGAAUUACUGCACAGUAGAAGGGUUUGUGCAGGACAUGCGCCUCAUCUUUCAGAACCACAAGAUAUUUUGCAGGAACGUUGAGUACAUCCCGCUGGGACUUCAACUAGAGGAAAAAUUUGAAGAGGAUUUCAGAAACAUUUUUGCAAUUCAGGAAAGAAGCGAGAACAUUUCCAGUUUGGAGUCACUCUGUUAACGUAGCCAGUUUCUAUUUCCCCCUUUCAGCUGUGGCUGCUGUGCCUGUCCCGAUGCAAACACCAACGUAUAACAUUUCUUUUCAAACCCUUUCUUGUUGCCAUUCAUUUGCUUUUCCAAAUCAAAAUUUAAAUUGUCAAGUUAUUUUAUUAAUUAAUUUGGAGUGAAAUUUAUUAUUAAAAAUAUUGAGUCUUUC